AUGACCGAGAAAAUCAACAUCCCUCAGCUGCGUUUUCCGCCACACAGUGACCGUCGAGUAUGGCUGAUAUCCUCGGGCGAUAAUCCUAUCGGGCUAAAUGUAGCUCGUCAGAUCCUUGCUCAUGGCGACUGUGUGGUGAGCGGGGUGGUGCCCUCGAAUAUCACUCGAGAUGAGAACCGUCGGACUUAUUUUGAGGAUUUUCUCGCGGAAGUCGAGAGGAAUGAGGAACAUGGAUGGAAAGACAGGUUUCGCGCAUUUGUCUUGGAUAUCAGGAAAAUGGGCGAAUGUCAAGCCGCAGUAGCCGAAGCCGUGAAUCUCUUCGGCAGACUAGACAUUGUCCUCUGCUGCACAAGUCAAACAGUCGUCGGCUCAGUCGAAGAAUUGGCCGCUUCACCGCGGACAUUGAGUCUUGUCCGUGACCAAUUCGAGACUAAUUACUUCGGGCCUGUGAAUAUAAUCAAGUCUGCUCUUCCGCAGAUGCGUUCGCAGAGAGCAGGACAUUUUCUCGUGCUGACCGGGAUCACGGCUCACCUUGGAACCCCUGGUUUAGGUGUAUACUGCGCGUCUGAAUGGGCCCUAGAAGGAUUUUGCGAUAGCAUCGCAUACGAAGUAGCCCCCUUCAACAUCAAAGUCUCCAUUCUCCAAUGCAGCAUGGAAAUCUGCAUUCUUACAAACCUAAUCAGCAGCGCCCCGCCCAUUCUCCCCGCAUACUCUGCAUCAGAGAACAACGCGCCUCUUUUCCGAAAUAUACUGGAUGGUCUCGUUUCGAGGUUACCACAAGCAGCAGGAAAUCUCAACAACAACAACAACAACAACAACAACAACAACAACAACAGCAGCAGCAGCAGCAACAGCGAAAUAGCAACACCUAAAUCCAACAACUCCGAGAAUACACAGAAAACAGGACCGUUUUCGUCACCACACGAUGUAGUAACCAUGUACGCCCCCUUCAGCUCCGCUCAUCUCGAAGCUCUGACACUAGAGACGGUGCACGCAAUAACAGCAAUAGGCGGACAUGAGAAUCCGCCUUCUCGACACAUUAUCGGGCAGGAAGGGGUGGCUGCGGUCAAAGAGAAAUUAAAGACUGUCAGUGAAGAGCUAGAAGAUUUUGUGCAGUCGAGUUACUCGGUUAAUAUUCAUGAAAGUACAACAGAAGAGGAGUUUAAUGGGGAUAUCAUGUAG
Molecule: messenger RNA, 1182 nt
Organism: Talaromyces marneffei
Lineage: Eukaryota; Fungi; Ascomycota; Eurotiomycetes; Eurotiales; Trichocomaceae
Exons: 4
Coding region: 1-1182 (393 amino acids)
Source: RefSeq, a predicted model, not a curated record